AUGAGUGCAUGUGAUGGCAUGAGUGCAUGUGAUGGCAUGAGUGCAUGUGAUGGCAUGAGUGCAUGUGAUGGCAUGACUGCAUGUGAUGGCAUGAGUGCAUGUGAUGGCAUGAGUGCAUGUGAUGGCAUGAGUGCAUGUGAUGGCAUGAGUGCAUGUGAUGGCAUGAGUGCAUGUGAUGGCAUGACUGCAUGUGAUGGCAUGACUGCAUGUGAUGGCAUGAGUGCAUGUGAUGGCAUGAGUGCAUGUGAUGGCAUGAGUGCAUGUGAUGGCAUGAGUGCAUGUGAUGGCAUGACUGCAUGUGAUGGCAUGAGUGCAUGUGAUGGCAUGACUGCAUGUGAUGGCAUGAGUGCAUGUGAUGGCAUGAGUGCAUGUGAUGGCAUGAGUGCAUGUGAUGGCAUGAGUGCAUGUGAUGGCAUGAGUGCAUGUGAUGGCAUGACUGCAUGUGAUGGCAUGAGUGCAUGUGAUGGCAUGAGUGCAUGUGAUGGCAUGACUGCAUGUGAUGGCAUGAGUGCAUGUGAUGGCAUGAGUGCAUGUGAUGGCAUGACUGCAUGUGAUGGCAUGACUGCAUGUGAUGGCAUGAGUGCAUGUGAUGGCAUGACUGCAUGUGAUGGCAUGAGUGCAUGUGAUGGCAUGAGUGCAUGUGAUGGCAUGAGUGCAUGUGAUGGCAUGAGUGCAUGUGAUGGCAUGAGUGCAUGUGAUGGCAUGACUGCAUGUGAUGGCAUGACUGCAUGUGAUGGCAUGAGUGCAUGUGAUGGCAUGAGUGCAUGUGAUGGCAUGAGUGCAUGUGAUGGCAUGAGUGCAUGUGAUGGCAUGAGUGCAUGUGAUGGCAUGAGUGCAUGUGAUGGCAUGACUGCAUGUGAUGGCAUGACUGCAUGUGAUGGCAUGAGUGCAUGUGAUGGCAUGAGUGCAUGUGAUGGCAUGAGUGCAUGUGAUGGCAUGACUGCAUGUGAUGGCAUGAGUGCAUGUGAUGGCAUGAGUGCAUGUGAUGGCAUGACUGCAUGUGAUGGCAUGACUGCAUGUGAUGGCAUGAGUGCAUGUGAUGGCAUGAGUGCAUGUGAUGGCAUGAGUGCAUGUGAUGGCAUGAGUGCAUGUGAUGGCAUGACUGCAUGUGAUGGCAUGAGUGCAUGUGAUGGCAUGAGUGCAUGUGAUGGCAUGAGUGCAUGUGAUGGCAUGAGUGCAUGUGAUGGCAUGACUGCAUGUGAUGGCAUGAGUGCAUGUGAUGGCAUGAGUGCAUGUGAUGGCAUGAGUGCAUGUGAUGGCAUGAGUGCAUGUGAUGGCAUGAGUGCAUGUGAUGGCAUGAGUGCAUGUGAUGGCAUGAGUGCAUGUGAUGGCAUGAGUGCAUGUGAUGGCAUGAGUGCAUGUGAUGGCAUGAGUGCAUGUGAUGGCAUGACUGCAUGUGAUGGCAUGAGUGCAUGUGAUGGCAUGACUGCAUGUGAUGGCAUGACUGCAUGUGAUGGCAUGAGUGCAUGUGAUGGCAUGACUGCAUGUGAUGGCAUGAGUGCAUGUGAUGGCAUGAGUGCAUGUGAUGGCAUGAGUGCAUGUGAUGGCAUGAGUGCAUGUGAUGGCAUGAGUGCAUGUGAUGGCAUGACUGCAUGUGAUGGCAUGAGUGCAUGUGAUGGCAUGAGUGCAUGUGAUGGCAUGAGUGCAUGUGAUGGCAUGAGUGCAUGUGAUGGCAUGAGUGCAUGUGAUGGCAUGACUGCAUGUGAUGGCAUGACUGCAUGUGAUGGCAUGAGUGCAUGUGAUGGCAUGAGUGCAUGUGAUGGCAUGACUGCAUGUGAUGGCAUGACUGCAUGUGAUGGCAUGAGUGCAUGUGAUGGCAUGACUGCAUGUGAUGGCAUGAGUGCAUGUGAUGGCAUGAGUGCAUGUGAUGGCAUGAGUGCAUGUGAUGGCAUGAGUGCAUGUGAUGGCAUGAGUGCAUGUGAUGGCAUGACUGCAUGUGAUGGCAUGACUGCAUGUGAUGGCAUGAGUGCAUGUGAUGGCAUGAGUGCAUGUGAUGGCAUGAGUGCAUGUGAUGGCAUGAGUGCAUGUGAUGGCAUGAGUGCAUGUGAUGGCAUGAGUGCAUGUGAUGGCAUGACUGCAUGUGAUGGCAUGACUGCAUGUGAUGGCAUGAGUGCAUGUGAUGGCAUGAGUGCAUGUGAUGGCAUGAGUGCAUGUGAUGGCAUGACUGCAUGUGAUGGCAUGAGUGCAUGUGAUGGCAUGAGUGCAUGUGAUGGCAUGACUGCAUGUGAUGGCAUGAGUGCAUGUGAUGGCAUGAGUGCAUGUGAUGGCAUGAGUGCAUGUGAUGGCAUGACUGCAUGUGAUGGCAUGAGUGCAUGUGAUGGCAUGAGUGCAUGUGAUGGCAUGAGUGCAUGUGAUGGCAUGAGUGCAUGUGAUGGCAUGACUGCAUGUGAUGGCAUGAGUGCAUGUGAUGGCAUGAGUGCAUGUGAUGGCAUGAGUGCAUGUGAUGGCAUGAGACUGCAUGUGAUGGCAUGA
Closterium sp. Naga37s-1 is the source of this 2472-nucleotide messenger RNA. Lineage: Eukaryota; Viridiplantae; Streptophyta; Zygnematophyceae; Desmidiales; Closteriaceae. The record is from the annotation of a GenBank genome assembly.